AUGGCAGGACCUGCGGGCGGCAUGACAGUCAGAGAUGCAGGCGGCAGUGCCGCAGCGUUGCGAGAUCGUCGUUUGGACGGGCGAGCAUUCGUCAUGGGGGCCAGCGCAGACUAUCGAACGCCGGCCGUGCACUCGCACUCGCGGCUUUUGACGACGUCGUCAGCCUGGCCGGGCGCUGGCACAUGGGCGCCGAGGGCCCCGGCGGCGCUAGGCCGCAAGCAGGCAGGCGGCAGUCGCUCAGCCCUUGGGUGCUUUGGGCCUGGGGCGCGGCGCGGUCGUUUUGCGAGCGCGAGUGGGCCCGGCCAGUGGGCCGUGACGACUAUCGAGCGAGGCUUGGGGCUUGGGGCACGGCGGCCAAUCAGCGCGGCGGCCGGCCAGGGCGACAGGUGUCCUCGCUGCGGGCUGACGGGCAGCGCAGCGCAAGUCGACGACGGCCACGGCAGAGUGCAGGCGGGCCCCUCGAGGCUGCUGCACUUGUCGCGUCGAGCCCCCGCUGCUGUGUGUCACCCUCGCCCUGCUGACGGCCCAGCUGAUUCGCCCUUGGCCACAGCCUGGGCCAGCCGCCAUGAUUCACACCCUCCCACCCGGUAG
Molecule: messenger RNA, 591 nt
Organism: Bipolaris maydis ATCC 48331
Lineage: Eukaryota; Fungi; Ascomycota; Dothideomycetes; Pleosporales; Pleosporaceae
Source: RefSeq, a predicted model, not a curated record